AUGAGCUGUCAUUGGUUGUGUACUGAACACUUGAGCAUCUUAAUAAUGCUCCGUGCCUCAGAUUACAAGUAUGGUAAACCAGAAUGUUCUGCACGCCAAAGCAAAAACGCACUCACACUGGUGAUGGCCAUGGAGAGUGGUGUACGCCAAGGCCUGGCGUACUCACGUGACCACCAGGGCGACCAGUCACUUGACCACAACAACUACCAAUCACAUGACCACUACAACUGCCUGUCACAUGACCACCACAACGACCACUCACAUGACCACCACAACAACCAGUCACGUGACCACCAGGGCGACCAGUCACUUGACCACAACAACUACCAGUCACGCCUCAUCAGCUCCUUAAUGAUUAAUUUAUUGCAGAGAUUCGCGUACGAGAAAAUUUUUGAAAUUUUUCUUCAGAAAUAA
Messenger RNA from Helobdella robusta, 414 nucleotides. RefSeq lists its product as hypothetical. NCBI's taxonomy places the organism in Eukaryota, Metazoa, Annelida, Clitellata, Rhynchobdellida, Glossiphoniidae. The record is from RefSeq and is a predicted model, not a curated record. Bases 1 to 414 code for a protein of 137 amino acids. The transcript is spliced from 4 exons.